GGCGCUCGCGUCGACUCCGCAGAUUUUUUUCGUUUACUUCAUCAUAUCCGUGAUGUUGCAGCCGUACAGCUGACGGAGCCGUGGCGGUGCGGAAAGGGCCUCAUUAAUGAAAGUUAAACGCUGGGCUUUCUACAGGACUAAUCAACUGUGCCAGCACGUAAGCCAUGGAAGGGACGAGCCAAGAUGUUCCGCUGAGUGUCGACAGCAGCCCGCUGGGAAGUCAGAAUGAGGAGGCCCCCCUGUUUGGCGUGUUGGACGUGCUCAUCCUUCUGGCAUUGCUGGGCUUUGCCUUCUACUGGCUCUUCCUGAGGCGCAAGAAGGCCCCCACCUUCGAUCCGGCCGCCAUCAAAACGUUUUCCAUUGAAACAAGUAUACAGAAGGCUGACAACACCAGCUUUAUUGGAAAGAUGAAAUCAACGGGUAGGAAUAUUGUCAUAUUCUACGGAUCACAGACGGGCACAGCGGAAGAGUUUGCUGCUCGUCUUGCAAAAGAAGCCAACAGAUUUGGUCUAAAAGCAAUGGUUGCUGACCCUGAGGAGUGUGAAAUGGAGGACCUGACCAAGCUGCCAGAGAUCAGCAAUUCGAUGGCCAUCUUUUGUAUGGCAACGUACGGUGAAGGUGACCCCACAGACAAUGCGCAAGACUUUUACCAGUGGCUUCAGGAUGGCAGCGUUGACCUGCCUGGAGUCAAUUAUGCAGUGUUUGCGUUGGGAAACAAGACGUACGAGCACUUCAAUGCGAUGGGCAAGUACGUCGACAAGCGCAUGGAGGAACUGGGAGCCACACGUGUUUUUGAGCUGGGCCUCGGAGAUGAUGAUGCUAACAUUGAGGAAGACUUCGUGACCUGGAAGGAGCGCUUCUGGAAUGCCGUUUGUGAAAACUUCCACCUGGAGAUCUCUGGCGAGGAUAUCAACCUCCGCCAGUACCAGCUCAUUGUGCACACUGAUCUUCCAUCUGAAAAGGUCUUUCAUGGAGAGAUCUCGCGCCUCAACUCGUACACCACCCAGAAAAUGCCCUUUGAUGCAAAGAACCCAUUCCUGGCUCCUGUUCGAGUGCACAAGGAAUUAUACAAAGGCUCUCGCUCAUGCAUGCACAUUGAGAUUAGCAUUGCCGGCUCCAAAAUGAGGUAUGAUGCUGGUGACCACGUGGCCGUCUAUCCGAUGAAUGACAUCGCCAUAGUGGAGAACCUAGGACAAAUGCUCAAGGUGGACUUGGACACAGUCAUCACACUGAAAAACCUUGAUGAGGACAGCUCCAAGAAGCAUCCAUUUCCCUGCCCAUGUAGUUAUAGAACCGCACUGCUGUACUACGUCGACAUCACCACUCCCCCUAGGACACACGUCUUGAAGGAAAUUUCCGAGUAUGCCACCAACGAGGAGGAGAAGAAAAUGCUGAAGUUGAUGAGCUCUUCUUCAGAUGAAGGAAAGAGCCUGUACAAGCAGUGGGUACUGAAUGACUGCCGCAGUGUCGUGCACAUUCUGGAGGACCUGCCAUCGGCACGUCCUCCUUUGGACCAUUUGCUGGAGCUUAUGCCCAGGCUGCAGGCUCGAUACUACUCUAUAUCAUCGUCGCCAAAGGUGCAUCCAGACAGCAUCCACAUGACGGCUGUAAAAGUGGAGUACGAGACUCCAACCAAGCGAGUAAACCACGGUGUGGCCACAGGCUGGCUUGCACUCAAGCGACCCGACAACGGCACUCAGCCUACGCUGCCUGUGUAUGUGCGGCGGUCGCAGUUCAAGCUGCCCUCACGGCCGCAGAUUCCCAUAGUGAUGGUGGGGCCCGGCACGGGCUUGGCGCCAUUCCGCGGCUUCAUCCAAGAAAGGGAUUUCCUUCGCAAAGAAGGCAAGCCCGUGGGUGAAGCGGUACUCUACUUUGGCUGCCGCAAGAAGGCUGAAGACUACCUGUACCAGGAGGAGCUGGAGGAGUACCUGGCAAAUGGUACACUGACCAAGUUGUACCUUGCCUUCUCGCGAGACCAGCCACACAAAGUGUAUGUGACACAUCUCCUGCGCCAGAACAAGGAUGAGGUCUGGGACCUCAUUGGCAAGAAGAAUGGCCACUUCUACAUUUGUGGUGAUGCACGUAACAUGGCAAGAGACGUGCAUGAGAUCCUACUAGAGAUCUUCCGCGAGAAUGGCAACAUGUCUGAAGACGAGGCAGUGUCUUACCUCAAGCGCAUGGAGUCGCAGCGGCGCUACUCGGCUGACGUCUGGAGUUGAUGCUGCCCGGCAGUCACCCUAGCAAGUCAUUACCGAGCGGAGCGGGGCAUGCCACCACCCACCGCUGCCGUGCCCUGCUCGUUGUUACGAGGCCCCUUCCUCGCUGCCGCCGGAAGACUGUUGUCCUGGGACGUUGUAGUGGCGGUGAUGAUGACGCGCGCUCUUGCUUGUUCCUCCGGUGACUGGGGCCGCAGUCUCUCCCCGAGCCCACUUCUCUGCGUUCGGUGGCUUAGUGGCAUUGGUCAGUGAGGGCAGGUGCACUGCACUGUCCGACAAGCCGCAGCUCUGGCAGCAGUGGCGGCACCCACGCACACGAGCCCACCCCAGUUUCACACGCACAUUGCCGGUCUCACGCUGGUCGUGUCCCAUUGUCUUCGUGCGGUGCGGUGUUUGUGCUUCUUCCAUCCUUGCUUCUCGUCCCGACCAACCUGCUGUUUCUGUGUUGCUUCUGUCUGCUUUUGCGCAGUGUUCUCCUUAGCUUGUUCUUGUUGAAGAGCUCUGUUGUUGUGCAUUUGUUGCGGACCCCUUCAGUGCAUCUUUGUUUUAUCACUUUCAUGUCUGUUACUUUUGUCAUGCACGAAACUGCUUUGUGGGAUUGGACAGGACUAAAGAAGUUGGUAGGCACAUGCACUUGCUGUCACUGUCAUUUUUAGAUUGUGACGUCAUUUAUAUCACUGAGUGCAUAGUACAUUCUCGUUAAUCAGUGUGCUUGAAAAGUGAAAGUCUCACUGAAAGUGAUAAACCAAGAAUGCAGCUCUGGAGCACGUUCUGUGGCAGUUACGUAAUAUAGUGGUCUCAUCUGAGAACACGGAAAUGACCGUAAUCGAACUUUCAUUGCAUCCUUCACUUGUAUUAUAUAGCUUAAUGCCAUGAUGUUCAAAGAAAGUUGUAUUUACACAGCCUGGUUCUCUUUUGGACCACGCUAAUACCACUUGAAUCAAAGCUGCAAGUGUAACUCCUGGGUACUAGUUGCUCUGAGCAUUGAAACAAUGCUUUAUGGUGGUUUUAGUAUUGCUCUAAGCAUUCCAUUACUUUUAGCCAUUAAUGAGACCAUGUGGAUAUGCUAACCGACAGUGUUUAAUUGACCAUUCUGCAUUUCACUGCAGGAAUAAUUUUGCAGGACUGUUCAUUAUUGUGACACGUGCACAUAUGGCAGAAGUUUUCAUUUUGUGCAUGUGUGCGAUUUUUAUGUAAGGUUUUGGACAAUGCUCUGGCAUGCUUUUUGUGCUUUGAGCCCUAUGACAUUAAGUAGAAUUUUAUGCUUUGUAUUUUUUAACCUUCCUGUGUGUUUUUUUUUAUAGAACAAAAUAUUUACCCAUUCACACGUCAAAGUUGCAUCAGUCAAUUCCUACUACUAGCUUUGAGUGUAAGCCAUUGCAUUUGUACAGAAUGCAUUGCUUGUGUUUAUGUAACGACACGUGACUACACUUUAGUGUAAAAAUAAAUACGGCAUGCAUCGCUCCAUGUGCAGUACACAUGUUUGACAUAUUUCAGAUGUCUGUGUCAUGUUACCCACUAAACUUUGAUAGCAAAGUCCGUAUUUGACAAUGAUUUUUGCAUUAUGUGCAUGCAACUCCUAAGUGCCUGCUGUGCAGCAAUGCAGUAACUUUUUAGUCUUAUUGACGCAUAAAGUUGUUUGAGAAUAUGCAUUUUAAGCUGUUCAGUAUGGGACAUAACUCGUUGGUAUGACUUGGGAAUGCAUCAUCGUAAAAUUGUGUGUUGCUCGGAUCUUUUCUAAAAAAGUUUGUUAUUGCUUGUUUCAUAUUGUGAGACAAGAUACAUUUGCCAUACUCUGAUGAUGUUGACGAACAAAGCAUUAAACGUUUCAUGGAAGUCUUUUGUACUAUGCCAGCACAGUGUACACCACAUAGCAGACUGACAGUGUGCAAACUGGUAAAAGUGCAGUGAACACAAAUUUUGUGUGCGCACAAUAUUUUCUCAAAUUUUCUUUUAACUACUGUUGCUAGUGGAAAAUGUGCAGCACCCAUUGGUGGAAAACGUCUGACUGCAUUCAUAGGAUUCUUGGUGCUCGCAAGUUUGUGACCAUAAAAUGCAAUUUCACAGUCUGAUGCAGUUCGGUAAGAUGAAAGUGCCACUUUCCAGUGCAUGCUCUCAAUCUGCCUUGUUAGGCCUAUUAUAGGAUCGUAUUAUAUGGCGCCACUCCCCAGGCGUUGCUAUUUCAAAUGCUCUGCUGAAGACCUCUACUGGACCCUUGCAAGGGGCACUGUUCUAUUUGUGGCUAUGCAGGUAGCCUGAAUGCCUUUCUCGCGCUAAUUUUAUCGGAACAUAUCAGCUAACGUGUUAAAACUGUAGCUGCAGCUGCAUGCUCAAGUAUUGAACUGCCGUUUACCAGUAAUGAAGGUGCUUCACAGGAAAUGGAGCAUGUAAGUUCAACAAAUAAUUCAAGGUUGUGGGUGUCGUGCCUUCUAUAGUGUUUGUUCUCUCUUUUUUUUUCUCUCUCUAAUGAGAUUGCGACCUUGAAGGUUGGAUGUGACGUGAAACUGCGGUGCUCUCAGAGAUGUGCACCCAUUGUUGUCUCGGUGUUUUUUUGUCUGUUAACAAACUUUUAUUAACAAAGUGCCGCUCUGCUUUCUAUUGUUUAUUAGUUUUCCCUGUUCUUCUUAGAUGUACAUCUUACCAAUUGGCUCUGUACAGUUGCACGACCUAGAGUGCAUUACACGUUGAGAAGAACGGUGCAUGCAUUUGUUUUGGGACACCAUCUGUGAAGCAAGAGGUGCAGGAGUGUUACGUGUGGCUUCUUUUGGCCAGUGCGUGCAUUCUUCAUUGGAUUUUGUAUUUAUUCUACUGCAGCUCAAGUUUCAAGAGUAAUGUGAUGAGGAAAAGCGCAGCGUUGCCGGUGGACUCUUCUAGGCAAAUUAAGCGUUUAUGCAGUGGUGCUGCCGUGUGCUGAAUCCACAGCGACUCUUGUGAACAGGCGCUUUGCUCGCUCUCUGGAGCACCCACUGCGGCUCAUACAGUCCGAAGCCAGGAACUUUUUCCUUCAUUAUUGAAAUUUUGUAUCGUCCAAUUUUACAAGUGGAAUGGCUUCUACCCUUGCCAAUGAGAGUUGAGGAUGAUGGUAAUUUGGUGGAGUAUAAAAAUAAACGACACGUUUGGUAUCGGAAUGUCAUACAAGGUUACUUAAUAGGUUCAUCCGCCAACUUUCAAACUCUUAGGAACAUUCGCAGCUUUUUGUCCCACAACAGUAUUGCGUGCCUUUGCUUGCAUUAAAGCUAUGUGCUCGGCACUUCUUCGUCAUGAACGGUGUGCAAGACUUCGGCGUAGCAUGGCAUUCUUAAUGAGAAAGCAGCAAGCACAGAGUUUGUAUUAGAGUAACGCUGGCAAGCCAAUUGACGAUUACUGCUUUGGUACAAAAACCACCCCUCAAACGAUGUAAAUGAAAUGGGGUUUUUUCUUUUGGCUUUACCCACAUACAAGUAGCACCCAAUACAUCAACAUAAACUUAAGGGAGUCUCAAGUGCUACAUUUCAACAGACCCAUUGUAUUUUAGCGGGCAAUUUUUUCUUUGCAGGACACUUUCAUGGGCCAUUUGGUUUAAAGCAGAUAUUGCAAAGAUAUCUAUGCAAAGAUAAAACUUGCACAUGGAGAUAAGGCAAUAGCUGUGCAGACAUGCAUGUCUGUCUUGGCACAUUCAUAGAGUAGCUUUAGAUAAGUUGUCCACCACUAGUUCUGAUUAAGCUACAGUAAUACACGAUACAUACUGGGAACUGCACAGUCAUGCUAGGAAAAUGGUACAUGUGCUCUGUCUUCCUAUACUUCAGGAGUAGCUUUACCACAAAGUCCUAUGUGAUGAGUUUUAAAGCAGCUGUUCAGGUACGCAAAUUAAUUUGUAGCCCUUCACUGCAGUGUCUCUCAUUGCUGCUGUGUGAGAGGUUGUUUAGAACAGUGCUAAAUUGUACCCAAUAUUCAAAAUGGAGAACUACAUAAGUUUGCUAAGAAUGUGUACUUCGUCUUCAUGUGUUCAUAUAAUAGCUCUACAGCUUGUAGGGGCAUUAAAGGCAAAUAUUAAGUAGAGUAGUACUAUAAGGCAGUAAUAAACAUGGAGUUCAAAAAUAGUCUUUGCACACAAUUUCAGACAUUCUUUGGGACAAUUCAGUGGUAACCCAAUGACUUGACACGUUUGCAUACAAUUGUGCUACUGGUGUUUACCCACCAAGGUUAACGGGAAGUUAUACAUCCAAAUGAUGUGUUAGCAGUUUGUAAUCAUUGUUGCUUUGGCAUGUAAAGCCUUCCUGAACAUUUGCCUUUAGUUUCCCUUUUAUUGGCGGCGUACGAAAAACUACACCGGCUUGCCGUAAGUGGCCCUCUUGCCAUGCUUGUUGCAUGUCCGGACAAGUCUCUUUUCGUGUAAUAAUCAUCUGGCCUUUGUGCGGUUAAGCAGAGUGUUUCUAUUUUUAUACGUACCUUCAUAAAUAUGCCCAAGUGCAGUUCACUCGCCGUUGUCACGGCGGCAACCUGAAAUUUGUCUCGGAUUUAACUGUCCCAUGCAUGUACCGAGAUACAAAUGUUGGUGGUGCACUGCAUGCGUCUGGCGACGCAUGUAAUUGUUGUUGCCAAAUGUGUUUUUGGCUCCUAGAAGUGAGGCAUUCUUUAGAGAUGUAUUUUUGUACCUUUUUUUUUCCUUUGAUGACCUGAAUGGCUUUAAGAAAACCUACCUGUUGUGUUUUUGGUCUUUCAUGCUGACAUUGCAAUAUUAAAUUUUUGGAAUUUUAUAUUUGCUAUCGUGUACAAAAUGUUUUUUAGGGAGAAAUAUAUUUUAAAUUUGGUCUGGUACAUUGUUUGAAUAAAGCCCACGCUUCCAUUGCGGC
This is a messenger RNA of Rhipicephalus microplus (southern cattle tick), 7048 nucleotides long. It is a transcript of the gene Cpr, whose product is annotated as Cytochrome P450 reductase. The record is from RefSeq and is a predicted model, not a curated record. Gene Ontology annotation, biological process: response to hormone. Gene Ontology annotation, cellular component: cytosol. NCBI's taxonomy places the organism in Eukaryota, Metazoa, Arthropoda, Arachnida, Ixodida, Ixodidae. Gene Ontology annotation, molecular function: flavin adenine dinucleotide binding; FMN binding; NADPH-hemoprotein reductase activity.